AUGAGCAGUGUUAAGAGUGAUUUUGGUACCCAGUUGUACCAGAGGAUCAACGAUGCGUUGGAUGUUUCGUUCAUGGCGUCUAAAGAUGCCCCUGUAGCCGUCAUAACAAAGAAACCAGACAUUUUCGACUGGAUAUCUGAUGGGAAGUUGGCGUUGGCUCUUCCUGUGGUUGUUUACUGGGCAUAUUCGAUGUUCUUCCAUGUGAUCGAUACAUUUGAGUUGUGCGAGAAGUACCGUAUCCACCCAAGCGAGGAGGUGCAGAAGAGAAAUCAAGCUUCUAGAACCGAGGUUCUUAGGGAGGUGCUUUUCCAGCACUUGAUCCAAACUGUUGUGGGUCUCACCAUGCUACACUUCGAUCCCGUGCCGACUACCGGGUUUGAAUUGCUCGAAAUGUGGAAAUGGAGACAGACAUUACCUUCUUUUGUACCUUCUUUACUCAUCAAGUUUGUCUACUGCUAUGGAUUUUCGAUUUUGAAGAUCUUUACUGGCUUUUGUAUCGUGGACUCUUGGCAAUACUGGUUACACAGAUUGAUGCACGAGAACAAGGAGCUCUACAAGAGAUUCCACUCACGUCAUCACAGACUUUAUGUCCCAUACGCCUACGGAGCUUUGUACAACUCUCCUGUUGAAGGGUUCCUAUUGGACACCCUUGGAACAGGUAUCGCUGCUCUUGUGACAAAACUUACUCACACGGAACAAGUAGUAUUGUACACUUUUGCUACCUUGAAGACAGUAGAUGACCAUUGUGGCUACGCUUUACGUUUGGAUCCAUUCCAAUGGCUAUUCCCAAACAAUGCUGUCUACCACGAUAUCCACCACCAAUCGUUUGGUAUCAAGUCAAACUUUUCUCAACCAUUCUUUACACUAUGGGACACUGUGUGUCGUACUAAGUUCCACGGAUUUGAAGAGUACGAACAAAAGCAAAGACGUGUCACCAUUGACAAGUACAAGGAGUUCUUGGAAAAGAGAAAAAUCGAAAACGAAGAGAGACUAAAGAACUUGAAGAAAAAGAUGUCAUGA
Kluyveromyces marxianus DMKU3-1042 is the source of this 1020-nucleotide messenger RNA. RefSeq names its product sphingosine hydroxylase (gene SUR2). Bases 1 to 1020 code for a protein of 339 amino acids. Gene Ontology annotation, biological process: lipid biosynthetic process. The transcript has a single exon. Gene Ontology annotation, molecular function: oxidoreductase activity; iron ion binding. NCBI's taxonomy places the organism in Eukaryota, Fungi, Ascomycota, Saccharomycetes, Saccharomycetales, Saccharomycetaceae. The record is from RefSeq and is a predicted model, not a curated record.